GGAGGCGUUGCUAUGGGCGGUACCGCCCGCCGCUCGGUGCUCUGCUGCUCAGGCCUGCGGGGCCGUCCGCCGAGCUCCGGCGGCGGGGCGAUGCUGCUCGGAGCCGCCGCUUGAGCCUCGCUGCCAGGCAUGGGGCUGGGCUCGAGCUCCGAGCUCCCGGACGGCGGCGCCGAGGGCUUCCACGUCCACGGGGUUCAGGAGAACUCCCCAGCUCAGCAAGGAGGGCUGGAGCCUUUCUUUGACUUCAUCGUUGCGAUAGGACACACCAGGCUUAAUAAAGAAAACAAUAUGUUGAAAGAUCUACUGAAGGCAAAUGCUGAAAAAGCAGUGAAACUGGAGGUGUAUAACAUCAAAACAAUGAAGAUAAGAGAGGUGGAGGUGAUCCCCAGUAACAUGUGGGGAGGACAAGGUCUUCUCGGAGCCAGCGUGAGGUUCUGCAGUUUCCAGGGGGCCAAUGAACACGUGUGGCAUGUUUUGGAUGUUGAACCUGCGUCUCCUGCAGCUGUAGGUGGACUGCAGCCAUACACUGACUACAUUGUUGGAUCUGAUCAGAUUCUACAGGAGUCAGAAGAUUUCUUCUCGCUGAUUGAGUCCCAUGAGGGAAAGCCGCUGAAGCUGAUGGUUUAUAACACUGAAGCAGACUCCAUUCGAGAGGUAGUUGUGACUCCCAAUGGAGCUUGGGGUGGAGAAGGAAGUUUGGGAUGUGGUAUUGGAUAUGGCUAUUUGCACAGGAUUCCAACGCAGUCAAUAGUAUCAAAGAAAAAGCCAGAAAGCAAACCACCUUCACCCUUACCAGAAGCUGGAACUCCUCUACCAUCUACUAAUGGCUACACAGAGGCUCCAUUAUUGGCACCUACUUCUCAAAGUGACAACUCUGAAGUAGUUAUGAACCUGGAUCGUUCCACAGGCCAAGAAAUGAGUGGGUAUUCACCAGAAAGCUCACUUUCUCCUCCUCCCCCUCUCCAGAGAGUUAUGGAUCCAGGGUUUCUCGACAUGUCUGGUAUUUCACUUCCUGAGCUCACUGACUUGACAAACGUGUCCAGCGUUUCUUCCUCUGCCUCCUUCAGCAUGCCAGCAGCAGGCUCUUUCGUAGGCACGGAAAAGCUCAUGUCGAACAGCGAACCUCCUGCUUAUUUUGAGAACACCACAGCUUUGGGCCAUGAAGACAUAAUGAAGAAUCCUGAAGGCUCUGCCACGCAGCCAGAGUUGGACCAUCUUCUGCCUCCAGCGUCGUCUUUACCUUCUUUCACUCUUCCUAAUGAAAUAUCUUCAAAAACAGCACUAGAAACUGAUCCCAAUAACCAAGAAACAAUACUCGCAAACAGUUCUGAGAGCUCGUUACCCACCACUCAGGUGAAACCUAGUGAUGAAGCAGCACGUGAAGGGCAAGGGGAAGAAGCUGCACAAGGUCACGAGUGAAAUGGAUGCUACUUUUGUUUAAAAAUUAGUUUGGAAUAUUUUUCUGCUCUUGAAAGAAUUACAGCUCUUCUAUUUUGUUAGUGUAGACAACACUAUAUUAAAAAAAAAACACAUAUCCAGGUGAAAUACAUAUUUUUGUCUUUCCCAAUCACUGUUCAACAGAUUGGUUUGCGUUCAAACUUGGAACGCUGUCCAAAGUCACCAAAGGGAAAGCAAAAUUAAUGCAGAAACCAGGUAGAGACUGGAGUCUUGAAUGGAAUCGAAUGUCUGAGCUUCUGUAGUGACGAAGGAAGAGCUUUUCUUCUGCUUUUCUAUUUGCUAUUUUCAUACAAAUCAUUAAGGCACUGGGGUGCAACCCGGUGCAGCAGCGCACAUUGCUUUCCGUAGCUUUACUUUGUUUGCACUUGUUUUCAAAUAGCUUCUGAAUGUGUGGUACGUGGUGAAUAGUAAAUCUGAAAUGAACAAUGAAAAACACGAGGGUGUUUUUAUACCUCUGGGGGCAGUGAUUUAUCACAGAAUUCUGCAUCUUCUCAUUGGGAAUAUCUUCCCUGUAGUUGGUACAGUUCACCUGGUGAAAAUCCUCUACAAACGAAGGGCACUGGGUACCCACUGGUAAAAUUUGUUCUUUAUGUUCCAAGUUUCAAGUACAGUUUCAAUGUUAAAUAAGGCAGAGGGGUCAGAAUACUUUCUUCCUGCUUAAAAGACAAAGGGAUUACGCCUUAAGUACAGGUAGUAGAAUUAAAAGAUUUGAAAGGCAUUCUGCUGGAUGGUCUGCUAAAUACUGACCUUCUUUCUACUGCUGCUAAAAUCAGUUCCUUCUUUUAUUCCCUUAAUUGACCGCUGGAAGAGUAAACAUCCAAACACUAAAGAUUUAAACUAAUAAUACUGAAGUAAUUUAAGCGAGGGGUAACUUUUUCAGCCUGAUAACUGAAGCCACACAGGUGAUCUGUUGGUAUCUUUUGUUUGUCUAGGACUGCUUCCAGCAUUGCACCUUUAUCAACAUAGUUUUUAAGCUUUAUAGCAAUCCGUUUAAGUUAAGCUGUACCGUAAGCACCUUUGGACACUUCCUGUGCUGAAGUGUCACAGGAAUAAAGAGCUUAGUGCUUACAGCAGUCUGGGUGCAGCCUGCUUCAUCCUAAGUGGAUCUUGGGAAUGGGAGGAGUUGGCCUGAAGACUUGAUCCAAAGGAACAAUUGUCUGAUAGAGCAGAUCAGAGAACAGUUAUAUUCUUCUAACAGAUAGCACUAAAUUAAGUUUAACCUUCCAGUUCUCAGUUGCUGAUCUCUUGCCAAGUUGGAGGUGAAGUCUCAGGAUGCUUGAAGCUAUGGUACUUUGUUGCCUCCCUGUUGUAACUAAGAGAACCAAAGGAUUUUUUGCACUUGCAGGAAUGAAAAAAAGCUCACUAGAAUUUCCUGAGUUUCAGAAUAGAACCUUGAAAGCCGCCCUGCUGCUGUACCAGGCCGGGUAGGGAUGGAAGCUGCUCGUCCAGGCUGCCUUGUCUGUGAGUUGUAACUGGGAAGGGCUGCAGGUGUUGUAGAGAUCAUAACAUUCACACAGGCAUGGAUGGGUUGGAUUUCAUCUCAGCUCCUACUGGGGAUUACAGCAGGAACUUUCCCCUCUGCUGCCUUUUACUGUUUUUAAGUGAGAGCCGCUGCAAGUUGCUAAUUGCAUUUAAUUGAUGGUUCAAUCUAAUCUGUUAUUUCCUGGGCGUUGCCACUACCAUUCAAACAUCAUUUUGCUUUAGCACUAACUUGCCUUGGCUCAAGGUCAGGGCAAUCAGCCUGGUCACUCCUCUCCCACAGAAUAUAAACAAUUGAACUAAUAAAUCCCCAAUCACAUUUUCCCCCCCCCCACCUCUUCUGCCCAUGAGUUAGAACUUAUGGCUAUGACUUAAUUUUUGACUUUUUAAUAUAUGAUUUUUAGUGUUUCUGAAGUUCACACUAAAUCCUUCAAGUAGUUCUCCUACAAAGAUACGCUUCAGCUAUAACCAGUACCUAUGGCUGCUGGUUUCAGCACUACCCUAACUGAAGAGAAACAUCACUUGCCAUAGUAAAUCUUGUAACAGGUUCUGCUUCUAGAUACUUGAUUUACAAAGCCUUUCCAAUCUGAGCAUAGGAAUUAAAGCAAGUCCUACAACUCAA
Messenger RNA from Numida meleagris (helmeted guineafowl), 3559 nucleotides. RefSeq names its product golgi reassembly stacking protein 1 (gene GORASP1). Gene Ontology annotation, biological process: Golgi organization. Bases 130 to 1419 code for a protein of 429 amino acids. Gene Ontology annotation, cellular component: Golgi apparatus. The record is from RefSeq and is a predicted model, not a curated record. Lineage: Eukaryota; Metazoa; Chordata; Aves; Galliformes; Numididae. Gene Ontology annotation, molecular function: protein binding. The transcript is spliced from 9 exons.